Molecule: messenger RNA, 2919 nt
Organism: Parasteatoda tepidariorum (common house spider)
Lineage: Eukaryota; Metazoa; Arthropoda; Arachnida; Araneae; Theridiidae
Source: RefSeq, a predicted model, not a curated record
UUGAAAUCCGGUGAUGCGGGCGGAUGUUCUCGAGCCUCAUCUCCUGCCUUCGGAUACGUCACUUGUCUUGAGCAUGUCCAGACAAGUGAUUUUAUUCUUUUUCACCCUGGAACUUUACUUAUUUGGUCACUAUGCUGAUGCUCUGAGGAUGAUUGAACUUCAAGUGCCAACAUCUAUAGAAAGUGGACUACCAGUCUUAUUAAACUGCACUUAUGAUUUAGAAGGAGAUAUACUUUAUUCUAUAAAAUGGUAUAAAAACAAUUUGGAAUUUUAUAGAUAUAUUGCCAGCGAAAAACCUCCAGGACAAAUUUAUCAAUUAAAGGGAAUACAUCUCAGUGAAAAAUUUCCUCAUGGCAACAGUAUUAAAAUGCACGUGACUGACUUGCAUUCGGAAGGCUCCUACAGAUGUGAAGUAACUGCAGAAGAUCCUUUCUUCCAGACAGUUAUGGAUGAAAAAGAAAUGCGCGUUUAUGUUCUACCGAAUAAAGAUCCAACUAUUGUAGGAUCAAGACCAAGAUAUUCCAUUGCAGAUGAUCUGAAUAUUACUUGCAUCUCCGGUCCUUCUAAACCUCCAUCCUUCCUUCAAUGGUUCGUAAAUGGCAAAGAAGUACCUCAACAAAGCAUUACCAGACUACCUCCAAAGAAGCAAAUAGAUGGUCUUCUCAGCUCACAGCUGGGUCUCAGAUUUGUUGUUGUUCCAAAUCAUCUCAAGAAUGGUGUUCUCACACUCACAUGUAGAGCGUAUAUUUCAAAAGCAAAUAUGACGACCAAGAACGAGAUAACAGCCACGAACAAAGCUAAAAUUUCAGAAAACAGAGCAACAGUUAAUGAAGAUGGACCGUUAAUCACUGGUGGCCGUCUAAGAUAUCAAGAAGGCAACGUUGUAAAUGUGAAUUGUUCUGCUGUUAAAAGCCACCCUCCAGCUGAAUUACGAUGGUAUAUUAACGAUAAAGAAGCUAAUCGAGAUUACUUGCGACCACUUAGCCCUAUCCGUUAUCCAGAUGGUCAAGAAUCUACAUUACUUGGCUUACGUUUCACUGUCCAAGCUAGGCAUUUUCAAAGAGGUGAAAUGAGGUUGAAGUGUGUGGCCACUCACUUCAAAGUGGAAAAUGAGAGAAAAACAGACUUGAUAAUCAGCAGUCGACAAGAGAGCUCUGGGUUGGUAGUCAUUAUUAACAGGAGUGGAGAAAGUGACCUGAAGACAAAUGGGACUUCUCUUUGGCUUGUCCUGCUUCUAACUAUUCUGAUAUGCAUUCGGUAGCAAGAAUUCUCACUGAAGCAUAAUUUAUUUCCUCGCUGCUAUGCAGUGACCGACUCUGUGAUUGGAAUUGCUUGUUCCUCCCCCCUCACCCAAAAAGAUUAAUCGGUAUCUUUCAUUUAAUGAACAGCCCAACAACAACAAGAAUGGUGUAGUCGUCAACCCCAAAUAAAAAUACAGAAGUUAAUUGUUAAAAUUGUAUUGUUGAAUAUAUUCCUGAAUGAUGACUGGUUAUCCCGAAGUUAAGUGUAUAUAUAUAAAUUGGAGUCAUAAUUAUAUACAAGUUAAGUGUAAAUAGUUGUAUGUAAACCUUCUGGAAAAACACUUAAAGCGUCAACUGAACCAUAGAGUCUAUGGGAAACUCAAUAUACUUUUGUGUUACCUCAGCAGCGCAAAAUUAUGAGCAACAUUGUAACGAACUUCUCACAAUAUUGAAUCGAAAAGUUGGACAAAAUCAGUCAAAAGUCUAAUAGUUUUCUGUAUUGAAGGACUUUUUGUAUUGUUUCCAACAGCAUUAAUAUGAAACACAUUAUACCAAUCUCACCAAAGCGUUAAACUAAUUUUGCAAUGGUGUACAACAUCAAUUUAUGGACUUCUAAUAUUUAUAUUGAAAAAGCUUUUGUGUUAUUUCAAACGAAAGAUACUGUGCUAUAAAUAAAGAUACUGUGCUGGCAUAACCAAUGUAAUCAAACAUAUUUGAAACAUCAAUAGGGGUAAUAAACAAUAAUUGCACUUCAUGACCUUUUGGGCUGUUUCCAACAGCUCAAAAAUGAGAAAGAUGCUGUAGCACAAUUAUAAGCAAAGUUUUUAAUUGAAUUCACAAUGAUUUAUAAAAUGCAUCAUUAAAAUGAUGUCAUGCAAUAUCUAUUAUUAAAAGAUAUUAUUUAAACUUUUAUGCUGUUUUCAGCUGCCUAAUAUUUAAAGGAAAUUGUACCAUAACGUUUACAGUUUUCAAUUAAAUUAGUGCUGUUGUACGCCAUUCGUAUGAGGUAGGUCAUAAAAUGUUUUGUGAUUAGUGACCUUUUGUGCUGCACAAAAACUAAUGCUACUAUAUAUCAUAAUAUUUCCAGUAUUCAACAGAAUCCCCAAUGUUGAGAUUAUGUGUAAGAAGUAUUAAACCUCAGAAAGAGGCUAUGUGCUGCUUGAGGUAUUAUGAUUUUUAAAAAAAUUUAAAAAUGACAAACAAAUCAGAUUAAUAUGUUAAUGCUGAAGAGUAAAAUGUUUUUAUAACCCCGAAAAGGAGGUAGCAUAAAGCGGCGCCAAAAGUAAAUGCUGAAGCAUAUUUGAAUUAGUAAUGUAAUAAAUUUAGUACUCAUUAAAUUACUAAAGCGUUGCACGUUUUGUUUUUAUUUUUUUUCCUUCUAAUAAGCCAGGUUUCAUCACGGAUUUUUGUAAAAAAUUGUAUAGAUGUUACCAGUUAUCUAAAAUUUAAAAAAAAAAUAUUUGCCAAAAUAAAAUAAAAAAAUGCUUAGUUCUUGUUUACUUGUUUGUGACUUUAUUACCAUAUAAUGUCUUUGUAAAUAAUACAUACCUCCUAUUUUCCUAACAUAAAUAUAUGCCUGUAUCUUAUGAAUUAAAAUUAUAUGGCACAAAUUGUUACUGAAUUUCGUUUCAGAAAUUGUAAUACAAGCAAAAACAAUAAAAACUAUAUACCUCGGUGA